AUGGCACCAAUACGUACUUUGUAUAGUGAAUCUACUGAUGCCAAAAAUUUUCAAGGAUGUGGAUAUAAAUUAGAUAGUAGAGAACCUCUUGCAGAAGUGCGAUCUGAUGUAAUUACUAAAGAGCUAGAGAAAAAAAAUGACAAGAUUUUACAUCUUCAAAAAAAAUUAAAUCAGUACAUUAAUGACAAAAAUCAAAAUGACUUGAUUAAAAAACAACUCAAAGAAGAAAUUAAAGAGUUGAAAAGCAAAAAUACCAACCUUACUGAGUAUAAAGCCAAAAUUAAAUCAUUGAAAGAAGAAUUAUCUUUAACUCAGAAAUACUCAUCAAAAAAAGAUUCUGAGAUAAUCUUCCUCAAAGCUGAAUUGGUGAAUAUAAAGAUUGAAUUAGAUUCUAAGGUCAGUGAGCUUGAGCGUCUAAAAUCAGAGGAUAUUUUGAUAUCUGUAGUUGGUGGAGAUAGUGAAACUAGCAAAAAUCUCAGUCAAUAUUUUGCACGCAGAAAAAUUAUGAACGAAGUCGAAAAAAUUAGCACUGAUAUACCGACUCAUACCAAUGAUAAAAUUGUUCUAAUAUUAGAAUCUUCAAAAAUCGAUACUAAGGUUACUUCUAAGGUAAGUGAUGAAACUAUUAUUAACGAAAAUAAUAAAGAUAAUAUAUUACAACCAAUCAAUGCAGGAAACCAAUUUCAAGAGAUAAAGAAUAUGACUCUGAUUAGAUCUCAUAAUAUUACAAUAGGAAAGAGUAAGGAAUUAUCUAUUAUAGCAUUAGGUGCUAGCAUGGCAAAUUUUUCUCCCAACCCCGCCUUCUUGUUCUUUGAACUCGAAGCCAGAUUUUACCUACAGUAUGACCACCUCCGAGUUAUGGAUUCCCAAUCUGCCAUGCAAAAAAAUUCAAAAAUACCUCCUAUGAAACUAUUCCUUAUGGAUAUGGACGAAGCUAAUAAACAUGUUGCAUCUCGUUGUCAAUCUCAUCCAGCUAGUCCAACAUGGCCCUUUAGAAUGAUAGUUACAGGAAAAAGUGGAUCAGGUAAGACUAAUAUCUUAACAAAUCUUUUUCUAGGUGAUAAAGCUGAAUACAUAUAUAAAGGAAAAAAAGGCGGUAGGAGAUAUAUUUCUUGUGAUGAUUUAAUAGUUUGUGGUUAUCAUCCUGAUGAGCCAAAAUGGGCAUUCGUUAGAUAUAUGUAUGGCAUAAUUUCAAAAGACCCAAAAGUACCUUACUAUGAAAAUAUACGAUUUAGCUAUAUAUCAUCAGAAAAAAUUCCUAGUGUAAAAGCAUUUUCAUCUGAACAAAGUACAGCAAUUGUUUUUGAGGAUUUGUGUCUCACUUCAGAACAUAUACAGAAUCGAAUUGGCCAAUUUUUUGGAAAUGGUUCAUAUGAAGAUGUUUCUAAAAUUAUUCGUAGAUAUACAGAUGACGUAAAAAAUGCAUCAAUGGUUAUUAAUAGCUACUUACGCAAAGGCAAAUUUAUUGUAUUUGAUCUAGAUAGGCCUGAGGAUGAUUUACUUGCAAUUUGGCUAAGGUUUGAUACUCUACUAGAUUUGCAAAAAGAAAUAGAAUUAUGGCAAAAGCACAAGAUAAAAAAUAUAUUACCCACUUCAUAG
Messenger RNA from Cetraspora pellucida, 1599 nucleotides. NCBI's taxonomy places the organism in Eukaryota, Fungi, Glomeromycota, Glomeromycetes, Diversisporales, Gigasporaceae. The record is from the annotation of a GenBank genome assembly.